Molecule: messenger RNA, 2763 nt
Organism: Penicillium waksmanii
Lineage: Eukaryota; Fungi; Ascomycota; Eurotiomycetes; Eurotiales; Aspergillaceae
Product: ATP-binding protein
Exons: 4
Coding region: 1-2763 (920 amino acids)
Molecular function (GO): ATP hydrolysis activity; ATP binding
Source: RefSeq, a predicted model, not a curated record
AUGGGCUUAGCAGCUACCUCUUUUGAGGAGGCUGAGGAGAUUUGGGCACAGAGGCUCAAAGAAUUCAGUGGUUCUGAAAACUCGAACGAUCCAGUACCCGAGCAACCUAUUUUGAAUUAUCUCACUAUAUCUCGUGAUCGAACAGCGAAUAGCAACUACCAAAGCGAACAGCUUGUUGUUCUAGCAGGGUGUCCUCCUAGCGCGAUCGAGAAAGCUGGAGACGAAGGCUCUAGUAAAGGAGACGAGGACUUUAGCGAAAGCAAGACGGUGGACUGGGAUCGAGCAGAUCUGUUACGCAUUCUAGACGACAGUUUAUACAAGACUAAUGAGCUCAGCCUGUAUUAUCGGUCUUCCGCUUCGCAGCCACAGAUUAAUAGCGCAUCCACCCAGCUAUCCAGCAGCAGCGAAUCUAUUAGUUCGGAUUCAUCCCGUGAUUUGCCCAAAAUCCCUUCUCCGGACAGUUUGAGGGAACUUACUCGUCAAUAUUUCCCUGAGGGUUCUAAUACUCUAGAGCAACCCCGAGAAGCCGGGUUCACAAUGGACAGCGAAUAUCAACCCGAAGACGGUAGUGCUUCAGAAAGCGAUGAAACAGCCCCCUUGCGCAAACUCCUUCAGCAAAUGGAAAAGUUCAGAUCGGAAAAUCGUCGGCUGAGAGAACAAAUAUCACAAUUAUCUGCUGGUACAGCUGCGACUAAAAAGCUGCCUCCUGGCUGUCAGAUAUUUCAUCGUCUCGGCCCAAAUGAAAUAUCUCUUUAUACGCCAACAUGGAUGAUCGGCGACAAAGACCGAGAGUCUGUUCUAAGAUUAGAUGUCCUUCUAGCAAGCCUAGAUAAGCAUCUUGAAAAGCAUCCAGAAAUAGUCUUUGCCGUGUUCAAAGAUUACAAGAAAACGGCUCAACAUGGUUUCGAUGAAGCAACGAAUGAGACAGAAACAGAUACGGUGCCUUCCAUCGUCUCUCAUAGGGAGUCAAUCAAAUUAACAUCUGAUGAUAUGGUAUCCGCCUUCAAAGCUUUUAUGGCAUUACAACCCGACUUUUCGUCAAUCUUUCCUGGCUUCGACGUUGAUGCUGAAAUCCAUGCACCAUUUCUGUUUUGGUAUCACUAUAGGUCUUCCUACGAGGGCUUAUCUGCAAAGCUCAAAAUACAAGAUCGAGAUUUGAUGAACCUUCUCACCCAAUGGAUUGAGGAAAGAUAUUGCGAUGAGUACAACAUGGCAAAUGCAUGUCUCGCAAAAGGCCGCGUGACACCUAAGAUAAUGAAGUACCUGGUGCGCCCUGGUGAUGUGCUUGUCUCGCAGGACGACGACGGCACAACAAAAGGCUAUAUUUCGACAUCUUGGCUAGAGCUGAAUGCAGCCUCGAAAAGUCUCCGAAUUACUAGUAUCGAAGGUGCCACAGAUCGUGGUGAUAACCCAAACGAAGAUGGUUGUAGCACACCAGCGCAGAAGCUGAUUAUCAAAGACACAUAUGAUUUUUACGGCUGGUACUGGGAGUACGACGGGUCGUUUUAUUCUCGUGACAAAACCAUCACCAUAAACAUUGAAGCCGAUUCAUCCGAUCAAGAGAUUAUGAUUACUACGCUCAAGUCUUUCCCCCUUAAAUACGCGGACAAAAUCAUCACAGAUCGUCUACGGAGACGAGGAGAAAUGUUUUGGGACUGUCGUUCCCAGAAGCUGGUAGAAUAUCAGACCGAGAAUCACAAAACGCUGGCGAUAGAGAUUGAGCGAUAUGUGAUCGAUGACAGUACAUACAAGAGAAUCCACCGUGGAAAGGGGGCCGUUUUAGACGAGAAAGAAAGAAGGUGGCCUGGCGCGCGAGAGCUAUCCGAGAGCCGGGGCCCACAAGACGAAGAGAUCUACGUUUUCCCUCUCAAAAUUACUGGUUAUAGUUUGGUUCGCAAAAGCUGGGUCGAUCUGUGGGUAGAUCAGAUUUACGAGGUUGGGUGGAACAAGAUUGCGUUUGACAAUUUGGUCGUUGACAGAGAUACCAAGGAGCUCAUUCAAGCUCUUGUGAUGAACCAAGUCGAGGCUGAGCGAGGCACUGAUGUCAUUGGUGGGAAAGGCAAUGGUCUCAUCAUGCUUCUGCAUGGCGGCCCUGGUACAGGAAAGACAUUUACUGCCGAAGCUGUAGCAGAAAUAGCUGAGAAACCCCUCUAUCGAGUGACCUGCGGUGACAUCGGAACCAAGCCAGAAGAUGCCGAGAAAUAUCUUGAAUCGGCGCUGCAUCUAGGGAAGAUCUGGGGCUGCGUUGUUCUUCUUGACGAAGCUGAUGUGUUCCUUGAGGAACGUAGCCUUGACCAACUCGAGCGAAAUGCGCUUGUUUCAGUUUUCCUUCGUGUCCUCGAAUACUAUGAAGGGAUAUUGAUCCUGACCUCCAAUCGCGUGGGAACAUUUGAUGAGGCGUUCAAAUCUCGGAUCCAGCUCGCUUUGCACUACAAGAACCUCUCCGUUGACCAGAGACAGCGGAUCUGGUGGAACUUUUUGGACCAUCUUCGGGUAAUGGAACGAGGCGAGAAGGCAACUAUUGACAUCGAUGACAUACUGGACCAUGUCUCUGAGCUUGCAAAUCAGUUUGAGAUGAAUGGUCGACAAAUACGAAAUGUCAUCACUACAGCUCGACAGCUUGCGAAGCAUAGAAGACAUAUCAUGAAUUUCUCUCACCUUCAGCAUGUGAUCAAUGUCAGUGCUAGGUUUGAGAAAUACCUCCAAGAUGUAAAGGUGGGCCUUACGGAUGAUGAAGUGGCUCGCCAAUUCGGAAAGCGAUGA